Molecule: messenger RNA, 930 nt
Organism: Phytophthora infestans T30-4
Lineage: Eukaryota; Oomycota; Peronosporomycetes; Peronosporales; Peronosporaceae
Exons: 2
Coding region: 1-930 (309 amino acids)
Biological process (GO): cilium assembly
Cellular component (GO): MKS complex
Source: RefSeq, a predicted model, not a curated record
AUGAAGCUCCCGAAGCCGGAAAAGAAAACCAAAAUCGAGGACAAGAAACUAGAAGCUAAAACUCAAGAUGAAACUCUAGAGCCCAGUGCAGACCAGGACAAAGUGCCGCUCAUCCCGUCGCCAAAGCGUAAAACUCGCUGGAAGAUUCCCGACUUGAAACAUGACAAGGCAUCCGACAACCAAACGGAGACACCUCGCAAGGACGAUAAAGCCGACGAUUCCAGCGACAGUGAGCAGGACAACCAGACGAAUGAUCUGUCUCCACUGCGUCGACACAAACCCGAAUCUGACGACACUUUACCGAUUCCCGAGUCUCCAUACAACACAUACCGACUGCAACAACGACGAGCACAACUCGAUGUGCCUCCUGCGUAUCAACCUGAAGUGCAUUUGAUCGGUGAGAUCGUCAGUGGCCACGGCUUCGGAGCUGCUGGAGGUUUGGCAUGCAAGUGGCGUGUUGAGUAUGGCAGUCGAUGGAGUCUCGUCGCUGGAGAUCCGUUCGGUCAAACGCAACUUGAUUACCCGUCGACAGCGCCGUGGACGUCUGAUCCUGACGUGGCUGUGUGGUCUCACCCGAUCGACUUGCACUUCGCGACUUCAGCCUUCCAAGGUUGGCCCAAGCUGCUCUUCCAAGUGUGGAGAGCAGACUCCAACAUGAAGUUGCACGUGGUCGGAUACGGCUUCGUGUCGGUGCCUUUUGCUGCUGGUCAACACAAGCUCUGGGUCUCGCUGUGGCGUCCACUUGGCACCACAAUGGAAGAACUGGAUGUAUAUCUACUUGGACGCACGCCGGAACUAAAGAGUGAUGACGUGCUUUUCAACGCAGCAUGGUCAGAGAGAUGUCGACUGCGGACGGUAUCUACUGGAAGAGUUCUUGUGCAUCUUGGAGUACUGCUUCGGCACUUCCACGCAGGUGUUAUUGAAGCGUAG